UCUCGCCGAAGCGAAGCCUUGCGCGAACCCGACUUCAGUUUCAGUUUCACCGCCGAGUGCCGAGCGGCAGCCCGCGACCCGCAGCUACAACUCAGUGCCCCUUCGAUCUCUGCGGAUACCACACAUCCGACACAUUUUCCCCGUAUCUCCUUUUCUUCUCGAAGUUUCACCCGUUUCAUAAGUGUUAUCCCACUCCGGUUUUCAAUCGUCUCGUCCCACCGUGAUAAGCGGAUUGUAGAGUUGGUGAAUGUAUAGCUCUUGAGCGCGGCAGACAGUUGAGACAGUCGAGUCGAUCCCGUGACAGUGAUGUUCCCGUACCACCGAGACAGCCACUCCGUGCACAGCUCCAUGUACCAGUCGAUGUCCCCGAUGUCGAGGAGGACGGAGCCCUCGAUGGAGGAGUACAUGAGCGGUCAGCUGGAGUCGCUGUUCUGCAACUCGCCGGUGCAGGUGGGCGCCGAGUCGGAGCUGCCGGAGCUGUUCCGCCAGCACAGCUCGUUCGUGCGCCUGGGCUCCGGGUCGCACUGCUCCUCGACGGCCUCCAAGUGGCAGAUGAAGGAGGCCUGGACGGCGGCGAUGAACCUCCGGCGGACCUACCGCGACUCGGACUCCGACUCGGGCGUGUUCUGCAACAGCCUCGACAGCUCGGCCACCGCCAGCCCGGACAUCACCGCCGAGGCCCAGGUCUUCGGCGACCCCGACCAGGAGUACUCCUGCUUCCGGAGACGAUCCAACUCUUGGCCGAGAACGAGGUCUCUCAAUGCCCCGAGUCCGAUUCAGCAGUUCGGCCCGUGUGGCCGAAUUAUGAAAAACUCUGCCUUGGUCAUGACAAUUCAGGACCCAGCCAGUCAACGACUUACAUGGUACAAACCACCUCUCUCCGUCCUCGUCAUCAAGAAAGUUCGCGACGUUUCAGUCCUGCAGCCGUUUGUACAGCUCGUCAGAUGGCUCAUGGAGGAAAAGCGGAUGGUGGUGUUCGUGGAGGAGUCCGUGAUGGACGACAGUUUGUUGCAGAACAACUCAGACUUCAUGAGCGUGCGGGACAAACUCAUGUCCUUCAGCGACGGCAAAGACGACCUCACGGACAAGAUAGAUUUUAUCAUUUGUCUCGGUGGUGACGGCACGCUCCUUUACGCCAGCUUAUUAUUCCAACAAUCUGUUCCUCCAGUCAUGGCAUUUCAUCUAGGUUCUCUUGGCUUUUUAACGCCUUUUGAGUUCGAGAAUUUUCAGGAGCAAGUUACAAAUGUCCUUGAAGGUCAUGCUGCCCUUACUUUAAGGAGUCGCCUUAGAUGCAUAAUUAUGCGGAAAAAUGAAGACACCAGUAAGUCCUCAGGCCCACCGACAAAUUUACUCGUCCUCAAUGAAGUGGUCAUAGACCGUGGUCCAUCUCCGUAUCUUUCAAACAUAGACUUAUUUUUAGAUGGAAAACACAUAACCUCAGUUCAAGGAGAUGGCCUCAUUGUAUCCACUCCCACCGGAAGCACAGCAUAUGCAGUAGCUGCUGGUGCUUCAAUGAUUCAUCCAAGUGUGCCAGCCAUUAUGGUCACACCUAUCUGUCCUCACUCGCUUUCAUUUAGGCCGAUCGUUGUCCCAGCCGGUGUUGAACUUAAGAUCAUGUUGAAUGAUGACUCUAGAAACACAGCAUGGGUAUCUUUUGAUGGCCGUAAUCAGCAAGAAUUGCUGGCUGGCGAUAGCUUACGCGUGACAACGUCGAUCUAUCCAGUUCCGUCGAUUUGUUCUCAAGACCAGAUCUCCGACUGGUUUGAUUCACUAGCUGAAUGUUUACACUGGAACGUGCGGAAGAGGCAAAAGCAUUUAGAUGAACUAAGUGAUCUCACUCACUCCAGUUCAAAUGACACAUUAGAUUCUCUGGAGCAUCAAAUGGAGCAUCUAGAGAGCUAGAUGAUAAGUCAGCAAAAUUGGAGGAAGAAAAUGACAAUAAUGUAUGCUCUCAGCUUUUUCUUGUUUUCUCUCAAUUAUUUGCCAACAACUGGAUAAGAAUGAUUAUUCCUGUUUUUCUUCGUACUCCAGGCAUAAAGGGGCAAAGAAUGCAUCCCAAUUUUUAUCCGGUUAUAAGCAUAUCAAACAUGACAUUCACAUGCGUGUUUAAAUUUUUGUACUUAAUGAUUUAUUUAGGAUGCAUCCUGUGCCUGGAACCCUCUGAACGCAGGUUUCAAAAACCUCUGAAAAUUCUUUUGUCCUCCGCAAAGUUUUAUUAUGUAGUUAAAUUGUUAUAAGCAAAAUUAAGUGAUAGUCUAAGUGUAAGUACUAUUAAUUUAUAUGACAAUUGUUUCUGUUAAUGUUAUAAAAUUUUCAACAAGCUCUGUUGUAUCUGGAAAGGUGAAACCCACCUGUAAUUUUUGAAUGGUGCUGAUAAGUCCAGCGUUGCCCGAUUCUGAAAAAGAUCUUUGAAUUUCAAGUGAGUUCUCACUAGAAUGUACAAAAAAUUCUUUAACCUGGCAACAUUAGAGAAGUGCUUUUGUUGAUUCCUUUGUGCUGUAUUAUUAUUUUAAUUAUUUUAAAUGUGAUCUUUUACCAACUAAUAAAUUCAAGUUAUCGGUCAAUCGGGAGAUUGAACCUUUUUUAAAAGUUGUUUACAAAUAAUUUCAUUCUCUGUGCCUCGAAUGCAGAAAGAGAAGGAAUCAUGGACUGAACGGUGAAUUGCUAAAUUAUGUUUGAAUUGGCACAUUUUUGACAGUGAAAUUCGUUGUUGAAUAAUUUUUAAUUUCACACUACUUGCAUCAUUGAAAUUUCUUUUAUAUUGAGAUAUAAAACAAUGUUCAUUACAAAAAUCUAACCAAGAUGAUAGACUUCAUUUAAAUCUCUAAAAAAUUUAUAAAAUAAGUCAAAUAUCGUUGCUGAUGAAUCUACAAGAUUUCUAAGAGCCUUGAAUUCAGGCAGCUAGGUUCAAUCAGUUUGUCAGAAGUGCUCUCUCAAUAUUAGAUGUGAAUUAAUUAAUUGGCUACAAAUUUAAGUAAUGUAUUUUUAAUGAAAUUUAUUUAUUAAAUUUCAUUGACAUUAAUCACUUUUCUUUAACAAUUUCAACGAUCCUGAUGUACAAUUUGAAUUUUCAUUUUUCCUCAUGAAGUUUAUGGAAAAGUUUGAAUUGAAUCCAACUGUAGACACAUUAUCUCUCAAAAACAUCUUCGAAGUAGUCUAAGCUUCUCUAUUUUUUCAUUUUUGAAUGAAAUCAAUGUUAGUAAAAUCUUCUUAAAAAUUUUGGAAGCCCUCACAUUAGUCUCCAGAUCUAGAAAGCACCGAGUGUAGCUUCCAAAACUCACAUUUACUCUAACCUCAUAGGUUUCUUUUUCAAUAUAUCUUGCUGGUAGUUGUCAAAUUUUAGAAUGAUUAUUUGCGUGUUCAAAAGUAAAUAAGUGUUUCUAAUUAUGUAUGACGCACCAAAAUGUGACAACUACCAAUCGUGUGCAAUAAUUUUAUUGUGAACUGAACAAUUCUAAAGCUCACUUUUCAUUUUGUAUGCGUCAGUCAUGAAUGAAGAUCAAAUUAACCGAGUUAAAGGGCUGUCAGUGAAUGUGUAUUCAAAUGAAGAGAAAUGUGCAAGUUUAUUUGCCAUGGGUUUUAAUGAGGCAUAUUUUCAAAAUCAUUUCCGUUGAACAGUCCACAGACAAUUAAUUUGGUUUUUUCUUCAAAUUGCUCCUCUGCAGCCUACAAAUUUGCUUAGAAGAUUGUGCAAGCACAUUUAGAGCUGGUUUAUGGCUUGAAGUCGAGGAACCCAUUGAAGGCUCCCCAAGAUAAAAGACUGAAUUUUUGCAAUCAAACUUUCAUUCUCAAAAUCUUAAUAAAUCUACUUUACCGUCUGUAUAAAUGGUACAGGUAUGAUUGAAUUGUGGAUCUGAAAAAUCAAUACUAUCUGAAGAAUGUUCACGUUUUAGUGCGGUCUUAAAUCGGAAUUAUUGAACCGGUCAGAGACAUCAACUACUCUUUCAUGUCUCCAUUCUCAAAUUUCUUGCUUGAAAGUAUUUUCAUUUGCUUAAAGUGAUUGUCUUCUCUUAUCUCAAAUCAUUGACAAAGACUGCUCUUUGCUUUUCUCAUGAAGUAUAAAAAACUCGAAAAAUUUUGACCUUUUCUCCUUUCUAUUGUUGCGCCAUAAUUUUUCUCUUUUAAAUGUAUGAUCAGUUGGUUUUAAAUUAUUCCAAAAAAUUGUUCUCUCACUGCAUAUGUUUUGAUCCUCAAAAAACAAAAUCAUAUUGUCCAAAGUAUCAAAGUGUGAGUUGACCUGAGCGUCCCAAGAUUUCUCCCAACCUAAAGCUUCUACUCAAAAACCUUCUGCUCAAUUAAUAUGCAUAUCAUGAGUUCCACAUCCUCAUGCGGUAUUUUUUAGAGAUACCUACUAAGCUGAAGGCAGGUUUCGUCCUUAUAUUUGUAGCAAUCUUCAAUCAUCGUUUUAUUUCUUGAAGUAGAUACCCUUCUCAAAUCGUAGUCUAUUCGUUUCUCUUUCAUUGAGGCUCCUUACCCUCAAACAACUUUUUUACAGAACAUCGGAAUCAAUUUUAUUCAAAGAGUUUUCUAACUCCAACAUAUUACCUCAAAUAUCUAGAUUAAUAAUCAGCAAAUUUUAAAAUGCAUUUAUAAUCCUAAUCUGCAAAUUGUUAUUCUGUUUGCAAAUACAGUCAGUAAUACUUUGAUUAUCCAAUGAAUUGUGGCAGGAACCUGAACCGGAUACCAAAACACUGAAUAAUCGAAAAAUCAUAAAAACAUACUAAACCACAGUAUAUACGUUGGGAAAAAAUGAAAGAAAUUUUGAUAAACUUAGAAAAGUGACAUGUUAGACAAACAAUGAGCAGAUAACUUAUGUAUUAUUGUAUUCAAACAGAAAAAGAAUAAAAACCUGUCAUGAAUCAUCUACCACAAAGAUGUCCUGUUCUCCAAUAACUCUAAAAGCGUUUGUUCUUUUGACGUAAUAAUAUAAAAUGCCUUAUUUUCUUUAGAAACUUUUUCUUUUCAAAAAAUCUUCUCAUAACUUAAUUCUUGCAGUAAAGGCAUCCAACAUCACCAUUGAACAUUUUCAGAAAAAUUUUUAAACAGGUUUUCAAUGAUUUAUUGUUGCUAUUUGUGUUCAUUUUCAUUAUACAUGUCGAAAAAAAAAAAUAUGAAACUACUAAAAUGUAGCACUGAAGUUCAUAGUGCUGGGUCAUUCACUUGUACUUCCGUUUUGGUGUGUAAAAGCUAUCUGUCCUCUCCGGUCUUCAGUGACUAAAAAAGCAUAAAAAUUUAUCACAGUCAUAUUAGUAUUCCGCAAAAACAAUUGAGCUUUUGUUUCUCAAAUUCUCUUCAAUUUUAAAGCUUGGAAAUAUAUAAGCAAAUUGUUACAAACCAUUUUUCAAAGAUGUAUUCAGUCUCACAUGGAUGUAAUUGAGAUAUUGAGUGAAGAAUAAUAAAUAAAUAAAUUAAAAAGACUAUGUCUUUAUCAUAGGUUUAUUCUACUCAGAAAAUUUAUCGCACUCAACCCUGAUCUCUUUCACUUGUCUUACAAAGUGACAGUUUGAUAUAAAGGAAAAAAUACAUCCAUUUUGAAUCUAAGAAUUGACAGAUUUUUGUCAACUGUCAGAAAGUUUGAAAUGAAGUGGUAAAUAAAUAAAGUUUUAAUUCUCUCUGUAAAGGCUUUCAAGUGGUGAGUCUUCCGACCAAGGUAAUUACUAAUUUUGUAAAAUAAACAAUGGCCUAAAAAAAAAGAAGAAAAAACGCUUGCAAUAUUUUCAUAAAUUUUCAACAUCAUUUAAUUUUUCCCUAUCCCAACUAUUUUGGGACCAUCAUAUUUUGUAACAACAUGUUUCCAUCUACUAUGUAAUUUAUCUAUUUGAUCGCAACUUUUCCCUGACAAUAAAAUUGUUCUUCCCCUACAAGUGCCAACAAAUGAAUACUUAUCAGAUAUCCAUUUCUUCAUCAUUUGUUUUGUGAUGAAAUUGUUUUCGGAAAAACUCGGAACGUUUCAUGCAUGAAAUUGAGUAGAUUUAUUUUUGUUAUUCAGCUAUCAUUCUUGGUGAAUUAGAAGUUUCUGUAUUUUCUACAGAUGAAUUUUAAGAAAAAUACCAGUACAUUUCUCAAAUUUUUCUUUCAGUAGAAUGCUUUAAUCGAAUAAAGUUUAAAAAUGUUUUUUUAUCAUAACGUUCAGGUUUUUUUUUUUUUUAUCUAAUUUUUUUAAAUGAAAUUGGCACAUCUAUGCCUUAACCAUCAGGAGUUUCAACUCCUCCCAGAACGCCAAAUGGUACAAUGUAAAACAAUUUUUCUUAAAUAAAAUCCCUGACUUUCUUGUUCACGCUGUUUGGUACAACUAGCAAUGUCUGUCAUCUACUUCAGUAGUUUUUCUCCAUCAUGACAUUUUGGCAGCCAUUAAAUUUUCAAGUUAUUAAUUGUUGAACCUUUCCAAAUUAUGCUGUGCAUAAUUUUUCAAAGUAUUAAUCAUAGUUUUUUCCCUACUUUUCAUUUUUAAUUUUAUAAUUUAUUUACUGCAUACUUAUACACUCGUCUUAACAAUUAUUUACUUGUAUCUGUUUGUGUAGUCAUAACUUUUAUUUUGAAUUGUAUUUGAAAAUAAUAUUUUUUAUUCAUCAAUCAUU
Messenger RNA from Bemisia tabaci, 6578 nucleotides. Its product is annotated as NAD kinase. The record is from RefSeq and is a predicted model, not a curated record. NCBI's taxonomy places the organism in Eukaryota, Metazoa, Arthropoda, Insecta, Hemiptera, Aleyrodidae. Gene Ontology annotation, biological process: NAD+ metabolic process; NADP+ biosynthetic process. Gene Ontology annotation, molecular function: NAD+ kinase activity.